AUGGACAAGAUGGGACUUCUGUGGUGUGUAAUGAGCCUCUACUUCUAUGGGAUCUUGCAAAGUGAUGCCUCGGAACGCUGCGAUGACUGGGGACUAGACACCAUGAGGCAGAUCCAAGUGUUUGAAGAUGAGCCAGCUCGCAUCAAGUGCCCACUCUUUGAACACUUCUUGAAAUAUAACUACAGCACAGCCCAUUCAGCUGGCCUUACUCUGAUCUGGUAUUGGACGAGGCAGGACCGGGACCUGGAGGAACCAAUUAACUUCCGCCUCCCGGAGAACCGCAUUAGUAAGGAGAAAGAUGUGCUCUGGUUCCGGCCCACCCUUCUCAAUGACACGGGCAACUACACCUGCAUGUUAAGGAAUACCACAUAUUGCAGCAAAGUUGCAUUUCCUCUGGAAGUUGUUCAAAAAGAUAGCUGCUUCAAAUCUGCAAUGAAAGUCCCAGUGCAUAAACUGUAUAUAGAAUAUAGUAUUCAGAAGAUCACUUGUCCAAAUAUAGAUGGAUAUUUUCCUUCCAGUGUCAAACCAGACAUCACUUGGUAUAUGGGCUGUAGAAAAGUACAGGGCUUUCAUAAUGUAAUACCUGAAGGCAUGAACUUGAGUUUCCUCUUAGCCUUGUAUUCAAAUAAUGGAAAUUACACGUGCGUUGUUACAUAUCCAGAAAAUGGGCGUGCAUUCAAUCUAACCAGGACUCUGGCUGUAAAGGUUGUAGGCUCUCCAAACUCUGUAUUGCCCCCCCAAAUCCAAUUACCCAAUGAUCUUGUGGUCUACAAGAAAGAACCAGGAGAGGAGCUGCUCAUUCCCUGUAAAGUCUUUUUUACUUACCUGAAGGACUCUCGCAACGAGGUUUGGUGGACCAUCGAUGGGAAGAAGACAGAUGACACCACUAUUGAUGUAACCAUUGAUGAAAGUGUGAGUCUGGAUGCACUGGAACAUGAAACAAGAACUGUGACUCUGAGCAUCAAGAAAGUUAGGGCUGAAGAUCUCAAACGCAACUAUGUCUGUCAUGCUAGAAAUGGCAAAGGGGAGGUUGAGCAGCCAGCCACGGUUAAACAGAAAGUGAUCGCUCCAAGAUACACAGUGGAACUGGCCUGUGGGUUUGGAAUCACAGUCCUGCUCAUGGUGAUUCUCAUUGUUGUUUACCAUGUUUAUUGGCUGGAGAUGGUGCUGUUUUACCGAGCUCAUUUUGGAACAGAUGAAACCAUUUUAGAUGGGAAGGAAUAUGAUAUUUAUGUAUCAUAUGCAAGGAAUGCUGAAGAAGAAGAAUUUGUAUUGCUGACCCUCCGUGGAGUUUUGGAGAAUGAAUUUGGAUAUAAGCUGUGCAUCUUUGACAGAGACAGUCUGCCUGGGGGAAAUACGGUGGAAGCAGUUUUUGACUUCAUUCAGAGGAGCCGAAGGAUGAUUGUUGUCCUGAGCCCAGACUAUGUGACAGAAAAGAGCAUCAGCAUGCUGGAAUUUAAACUGGGUGUCAUGUGCCAGAACUCCAUUGCCACCAAGCUCAUUGUGGUUGAGUAUCGUCCCCUUGAGCAUCCACACCCAGGCAUCCUGCAGCUGAAGGAGUCUGUGUCUUUUGUGAGCUGGAAAGGAGAAAAAUCCAAACAUUCUGGCUCUAAAUUCUGGAAGGCGUUGCGGUUAGCUCUUCCCCUGAGAAGUCUGAGUGCCAGCUCUGGCUGGAACGAGAGCUGUUCUUCUCAGUCUGACAUCAGUCUGGACCAUGUUCAAAGGCGGAGAAGUCGUUUGAAAGAGCCCCCAGAACUCCAGAGCUCAGGGAGGGCUGCAGGUACCUCUCCUGCCUCGGGCACAAUGUCUAAACACAGAGGAAAACCUUCUGCAGCCUGUCGCUGCUGUGUCACCUACUGUGAAGGCGAGAGUCACCUUAGGAGCAAGAGCCGGGCAGAGAUCCACACGCAGCCGCAAUGGGAGACACACCUCUGUAAGCCUGCUCCCCGAGAGUCAGACACUCAAUGGAUACAAAAUGGUACCCGAUUGGAAAGCCCUGUUCCCCAGAUCUCAGCCCUUGCUCUUCACCAUUUCACGGAUUUAUCUAAUAACAAUGACUUUUAUAUCCUAUAA
Pipistrellus nathusii (Nathusius's pipistrelle) is the source of this 2073-nucleotide messenger RNA. NCBI's taxonomy places the organism in Eukaryota, Metazoa, Chordata, Mammalia, Chiroptera, Vespertilionidae. The record is from the annotation of a GenBank genome assembly.